Messenger RNA from Acytostelium subglobosum LB1, 1518 nucleotides. RefSeq lists its product as hypothetical. NCBI's taxonomy places the organism in Eukaryota, Evosea, Eumycetozoa, Acytosteliales, Acytosteliaceae. The coding region runs from base 1 to 1518 and encodes 505 amino acids. The record is from RefSeq and is a predicted model, not a curated record. The transcript has a single exon.
AUGAAUAUAACACUUCAAUCAUUAACAUUAGAUGAUGAUUAUGUUACUAUAAUACCUGGUUCAUUACCUGAAACUCUCACUAGAUUGAACCUUGGUGAGAAGUACAACAGCAAGUUGGAGCAUGGUACACUGCCAUCAUCAAUCACCUCUUUGGAUCUUGGCUAUGAUUUCAACCAUGGCAUCGAGCCUGGUACACUACCCGAGUCACUCACGGAAUUGGUGUUUAGCCUCUCCUUUGAUAAGAUGCUGCCGAUCGGAUCACUCCCCAAUCACCUCGUCAUUCUUAUGUUUCAUACCCAUUUCGACCAACCAAUCGUGCCUGGCUCCCUACCCGACUCAAUCGCUCACAUUUCCUUUGGUAAAUACUUCGACCAGCCUCUAGUCCCUGGGAUGCUACCAUCGUCGCUUACCGAACUGAUCUUUGGGAAAAGGUUUGAUCAGCCUCUGGUCCCUGGCUCUCUGCCCUUCUCACUCAUUUAUUUGGAGUUUGGCAAACAAUUCAGUCAAGAGAUUGUACAUGGCGUGCUGGGUAACAAGCUCAAAGCGUUAAUACUUGGCGAUCACUUUGCGGAUCUGAUUACCCCGGGGUUACUGCCAAACUCACUCAUUGAGCUCAAUGCAGGCAACUCCCCUCUCACGGCAACGCCUGGAGUUCUUCCUCCUUCGAUACUCUAUUUGAAAAUGGCUGGUGUAGAUGAAGGAUAUAAACAAAUAGCUCCACUCAGUCCACAAGCACUCCCGCCUACUCUAACCAGCCUGUGUUUGGGCGACGGACACACUGCCAAGUUGUUGCCUGGUGUCCUUCCACAGACUCUACGUUUGUUGGCGUUCCAUUACUUUUCAAACUUCAAUCAGGACAUCGAACCAGGUGUACUUCCACCAUCUUUAACCACUCUGGAAUUCGGUCAAUCAUUCAACAAAUGCAUCAAACCUGGAGUGUUGCCUGCAUCAUUGUUGAAUCUUACCUUUGGUUAUAACUACCAAACAAUGAUACCUGUUGGCGUACUACCCAAUGCCCUGACUGACCUGGACUUGGGACAAAUGUUCGAUCAUCCGUUGCCUGCAGGCACAUUGCCAGCUUCACUCAAGCAUCUUGUUCUGGGCAUAGAGUUCAUGGUUGAUGUUGGUAAAGUUGUGCUCCCUCCAAACCUCAACACGCUGUUCCUCUCCUCAUUGGAUCAUCUUUACUAUUGUGAUGCCAUAGUUGGUGAAUCAUUGAAGGAGGUCCACAUCAAUGUGUCCUGGGAGGAUCUCAUCGAAUCAUCAACUCCUUUCAAGCGCAGAUUGGAUCACUUGUACAUUAGCGUCGAUUUCUUUGUGAAACCAAAAAACAUGGACAACAAUACGAUUUGUCUAAAGAUUUUCUCCCUGGUCUCAAGAUUGUUUCCAAAUGUCAAUACCUACCACUUGGACCUUUCCCGAAAUGAUCAACAACUCCAUUGUAGCUUCAGACAUAUCAAUCAAUCCAUGAUCCUGUCUUUGUUGCCCAACAAUAAAAUGUACAUUGUUAAUGUCUAA